Tuber melanosporum (Perigord truffle) is the source of this 2719-nucleotide messenger RNA. RefSeq lists its product as uncharacterized. Gene Ontology annotation, biological process: pyruvate decarboxylation to acetyl-CoA. NCBI's taxonomy places the organism in Eukaryota, Fungi, Ascomycota, Pezizomycetes, Pezizales, Tuberaceae. Gene Ontology annotation, cellular component: pyruvate dehydrogenase complex. The transcript is spliced from 5 exons. The record is from RefSeq and is a predicted model, not a curated record. Gene Ontology annotation, molecular function: dihydrolipoyllysine-residue acetyltransferase activity. The coding region runs from base 1285 to 2535 and encodes 416 amino acids.
UCGGUAUUGCGAUAUCUAUAGAGGCUAUUUCCGCCUCGCCCCUCCAUUACCCGCCGAUUCAUAGAUAAUGCCUCCGAUACCCCGAUUUCUCCUCCCAAGGCCACUCCUCCACUUAAGCACCCCCCGCAUCCUCACACGGUACCCCUCGCUCAUCCUUAAUGCCAGUACCAACGCCAAAAAACGGAAGAAGCGAGCCCCAGAAAAGAUCAUAAGAACCACGUCCCAGCUACCCCAGACUGGCAAAUACCUUUCCCUUACAGAAUCCCUGGGCAACUCCGAUCGUCCGGCGAUCCUCCUUUACGCACAUCACAACCGCAAGUUUCUCCUGAGCUGCUACGGCCUCUCGAGCGCCAUGCUGGCGUGGUCGUACUACACCUACCACACAAACAUUGAAAAUUCAAGACCGGGGUUACCCGUUUGGGUGACUAAAGUUAGCUGGGGGAGCAUCACUCUCAUGACCGUGAUGGCUGUGGCUGUGGCAUUUUACCCCACCCGGUUAAUACAGGUCAUCUACGCCCACCCCAUACCAGCGACCGUCACUCGGCCAGCGAGCGUAUCGCUGACCCUCCACCGCCGUCCAAUCCUACCCACACUUCCUGUGAAGAAACUCCACGUGGCUUCCCCUAACAUGGUAACUCUGGGGGAACCUAUUCACCCAGCCAUAAGACCCGCAGCGAAACCUGUUGUUGUCGAGGAAAGACAUACAAGGUGGCAGAAGGUCUGGAGUAAGUUGAGCCCGGCAAAGGUCUUCGCAAGAGCGGUGAAUGGUAUUUCUACGAGCGGAUUUAUCUUGGUGAAGGUAGAAGGGAUGGGAAGUUAUAGGAUUCAUAAGGAUGGGUGGGUAUGGGAGAGGAGAGGAUUGGAUAGAAUCUUCAAGGCGAGGAAUCCCGUGCAAAUAUAAACACAUGAGGGUUUGCGCAGAUUGGGGUCGGAAGCGAUGCUCUAGCCCAGCGCACUAUUAAUAUAUGUGGGCACUAUCAUUUAUGCAUUUGCCCUAUUCUGUAGCGCCUAGUAUAAUGAGAGAUCCUAAAGACUCAAGUUAAUUCCCUUGAUCAAAAUUAUCAUUCAGUGGGGUUAUCGCUAGAGAUUUUGUGCUGGGAUCGGAGCCGGUUACGGUAGUCAGUCACGUGUUAGUGUUCACCCUGGUCCGUGCUUUUCGCGGGAUUUCGUUGGGAAAACCCGUAGUCUGAUCUUUCGAUCCCAACUUCCACGAAACAUCCUCCAUCUCCUUUCCAUCCCAUAUAAACAACCACUCCCUCCCUCCCUCCCUCCUACAGUCUUCACAUGGCAUCAUCAAUCUGCCGUCUAUCCUCCCACCUCCCACUACAGUUACGACUACAUGUUUUUAGACGAGGCCUCACAACAACCGUUCGCCGGAAUGUAGCCUCAAACCUUCUCAUGCCAGCUCUAAGCCCUACAAUGACCGAAGGCACAAUUAGCCGUUGGGAGCUAAGAGAAGGCGACACCUUCUCCGCUGGGGACGUCUUGCUAGAGAUCGAGACCGACAAAGCUCAAAUGGACGUCGAAGCCCUGGACAACGGUAUCCUCGCAAGGAUAAUGGUCAAGGCCGGUAAUAAAGCGGUUCAAGUUGGUUCUCGAAUUGCAGUGCUGGCGGAGCCAGGUGACGAUCUCGCGAAUUUGGAAAUGCCACCGGAGAACAAUGACACCGGGAGUCGUGCCAGCACUUUGGCGAGGGAAGAAAAAAAGAUCAACGAGAACCCCAAGGGGAAUACCAGGUCUCCUAGGGGGGAGGAUAGACCAAGUGUCGUAGAGAGCUCAGAUGAGGGCGCUCCGAGCACUACUGGGACCAGCAAGGCGCAUACCCCCUCACCUAGCGUUGCUCACUUAAUUAGGGAGCACAAGAUUUCCGAAGGUGAUGUUUCUGCAAUCGCAUCUACGGGGCCGAAAGGGCGGUUGCUAAAGGGGGAUAUAUUGGCUUACCUGGGCAGGGCUAAUAAGGCUUACCUAAAGGAUCUUGAAGGACGGAUCCACAAGUUAGAGAAGUUAGACUUGAGUAAUAUCAAAAUUGCACCUCCGAAGAAGGAUGUGGGAGAGAGCGCCAAACAAGUAGUAGAGAAGGGGCCGGUCGUAUCAUUUGGCGAAGUCCUUAAGGUUCAGGAUAAGCUCCAAGCAGUCCUCGGCCUUCACAUGCCCCUCUCCACCUUCAUCAGCAAAGCGACUACAAGAGCAAACCACUCCCUCCCACCUAUGUCGUCCGCAUCUGACAUCCUCGACGAACUCCUUAACCUCCCUUCCACGACCUCUUCCCGACCGGCUAAAUUCCAGCCGAAAAUUACCGCCUCACCUCCACCUCCCCCGUACUCCCCUGCCAGAGGCGCAGACAUCCUAGACAUGCUAACCGGUGCCGCACCCGCCACCACCCCUGCCGUCAAGCGAACGCUGGGCAUUGUGGCUACGGGCCCUAAUGUGAUCAGUCUCACAGUCAAGGGUGUGGAAGAGGAAGAGCGGGGAAAAUUAUUCUUGGAGAAAGUGAAGGGCUUUUUGGAGAUAGAUCCUGGGAAGUUAGUUUUGUAGAUUGGCGGACCAGGGAGAGGGAUACCUUUCAUUUUUGUUUAUUUUUAGAUCGGGAAAUAGGGAGGAGCGAAGACAAGCUCUCCCUUUUUGCGUGUGUUGGAGGUUAUGGGUGUGGUUGCGGAUGUAAGAUUGCACGUAUGUCGGAAAAGUGGGAGGAGAUAGAGUAUCGAGUGACAUUCUAUGA